GCGCGCGGUAGUUUUGGCUGCGACGGCAGGAAGGAGGGGAGGAAGGAGGAGAAAGCAGGGACCAGAAAUAAUAAUAAUAAUAAUAAUAAAAAAAAAAACAGAGCGAGCGAGCAGAAGAAGCAAGCCAAAAAAUAAAAUAAAAAUAGAGCGCGCGCGCGAGCAGGGCAAGCCAGCAAAGAAAAAGGAGACUCGAGCGCGCGUGCAAGCGCAAAAGCCAGCCAGGAAGGAGACGGCAGAGGCGCGCCCGCGCGCCCGGGGAGCCCCCCGCAUGGCCACCUCGGGAUCCGCAGCCGUCGGGGGCCCGCGCCCCGGCACCGACGAGCAGCCCCCGCCGCCUCCGCCCCCGGGGUCCUCCCAGGCGGCCGCCCCGCCAGCUCCGGGGGACCCGCAAGCAGCGCCCCCGCCGCCCGCGCAGCACCAGCAGCAGCAGCCCUCGCCGGCCGAGCCGAAGUUCCAGGCGCCUCCCGCGCAGGGGGGCCCGGGCCAAGCGCAGCAGCAGCAGCAGCCACCGCCGCCGCCCGCCGCCGCCGCCCCGCAGCACCCCGGCCAGGAGGACUACUCCUUCCUGCCCCUGGUGCACGACAUCAUCAAAUGCAUGGAUAAAGACAGCCAAGAUGUCCACCAGGUGCUGAAUGAGCUGAGGACCAAAUUUGUGGAGAUGCGCAAGCUGAUCAAGACCAUGCAGGGCGUUGGUGUGAGCCCUGAGCAGCAGCAGCAGCAACUUCAAAGCCUCCGCGAGCAAGUGAAGACCAAGAGCGAAUUGCUUCAGAAGUACAAGAGCCUCUGCAUGUUUGAGAUCCCCAAGGAAUAAAGAGGAAGCGACCUCGGACUCUGUGACGCGGCUCCUCUUUCUUCUCAGAAGUGGCCCGGCGCACUGCAGCGCUUCGUCGGUGCCGAAGCAGGACGUUUUGUGCCGGACUCUUGGUUCUUGCAGCUCACAAGCGUCACUGCACCGCCCUGGGUGGAAUGCAUUGAUGUGUAUGUUUGUUUCUGUUUCGGCGUGAGUUUGAGGGUGCUGGAGCUGUUCCUGGAGUGUACCAUCUCUAGUUGUACGUGGAAGGGAUACUCCCUUGUCUUAAAACACAAUCAUUGCACACAGAAAACUAGAGUGCCAGCCUGGUCUCCCUGACAUGCUAGCUUUUUAGGUUCGAGGAACUGGUGUUUUUCUUUGUUUUUCAAAUACAACACACACACACACUCCUUCCCACUUGGUACACUCUAGAAACAGCUGUAGCACCUAUUCUGAAUGCAUACAUUGGCUCCAACAUUGUAAGAGAGAAUCGAAUAGUGGGGUGGUCUCAUUACUCUCUCAGCCGCUAGAAGGCAUUUAUCUGCUUCUUCUGCAAAGCUCUCAGGAACCAGGAGAGGAAUUGUUAAACCUCUUUGAAAGGAAAAGUUAAACCUCUUUGCAAAGGGGCACAACUGUAACAUAGCACGACUCUGAAUUUUAUUGGACACUGAGGAUGGAGUAAAACUUCUUUUCCAGUUUCUGUUGAAGGAAACAGGAUUGGCAGGGAAGAGCACAGUUUACACAUCUCUCUCUCUCUGUAUACGUUUUUCAUAAAUAGUUUUGGUUUGUGUGUUUGGAAUAGAUACUUCUCAUUUCUUUAGUGGUUGGUUUACAUGUCUGGCUUAAGGGGAACAUUAAAACUCUGUAGUGAUCUCUUCUGA
Molecule: messenger RNA, 1671 nt
Organism: Elgaria multicarinata webbii
Lineage: Eukaryota; Metazoa; Chordata; Lepidosauria; Squamata; Anguidae
Gene: MED9
Product: mediator complex subunit 9
Exons: 2
Coding region: 269-811 (180 amino acids)
Biological process (GO): regulation of transcription by RNA polymerase II
Cellular component (GO): mediator complex
Molecular function (GO): transcription coregulator activity
Source: RefSeq, a predicted model, not a curated record